ACCGGUGAAACUAUUGUCACCGACCUUCUUCAUCACCGACGAUGGGCUGCAUUUGUUUCAAACCUUGGCGUCGAUCGCCUUCUCCGUCGAUUACAUCCACCGUCACUGUCAUCGACGAUCUAGAUAACAACGAAGAAGAUGAAGGAAGUACUUGUCCGAUUUUCCGGGAAUUCAGCUUGGAACAGUUGAGAGUCGCAACUGACGGAUUCUCCGCCGGCAACAUCGUGUCGGAGCACAACGAGAGGGUUCCUAACAUCGUCUACAAAGGGAAGCUCAAAGACGGAAGAAAGAUCGCCGUCAAACGGUUUCAAAGGCUUUCAUGGCCUGAUUCUUUCGAAUUCACCGAAGAAGCACAAGCUGUUGGGAGGUGUAGGAGUGAGCAUAUGGCCAAUUUGAUCGGUUGUUGCUCAGAAGGUCACGAGAGGUUGCUCGUUGCUGAGUACAUGCCUAAUGGAACACUUGCUAAGCAUCUCUUUCACUGGGAGAAAAGACCAAUGAAAUGGGAAAUGAGAUUAAGGGUUGCGUUACAUACUGCAACAGCCUUGGAGUACUGUAAUGAUAUGGGAAUAGAUUUGUAUCACGAUCUUAACACCUACAGAAUAUUGUUUGAUAAGGUUGGGAAUCCUAGGCUGUCUUGUUUCGGUCUCAUGAAGUGUAGCCGAGAGGGAAAGAGCUAUAGUACCAACUUGGCAUUUGCUCCUCCUGAAUAUUUACGUCUAGGUACUGUGAUACCGGAGAGUGUCACAUUUAGCUUCGGGACCUUGUUACUGGAUCUUAUGAGCGGCAGACAUAUUCCACCUAACCAUGCACUUGAUCUAUUCCGUGGUAAAAACUAUUUGGUGCUAAUGGAUUCAGCUCUGGAUGGUCAAUUCUCUGAUGAGGAUAGAACAGAACUAAUCCAUCUAGCUUCCCGCUGUUUCCGGCCUAAACCAGACGAGAGACCAAGUAUAAAGUUUCUUAUGUCUGCUCUUUCAAGACUUGAGAAACGAGCUGAGUUAUGGCCCAACGUCAACGAAGAAAACAUUCCUACUCCAUCAGACACUAAACCUGCAACAAAGGAGCCAUUGCGCUUGACCCCUUUCGGAGAAGCAUGCUGGAGAGUGGAUCUGAGUGGUAUACACGAACUACUCGAGAAACUCGGGUAUGGAGAGGAUGAUGUGGUGGUCACAAAUGAGUUCUCAUUCCAAAUGUGGACGGGUCAAAUGCAAGAGAAUAUGGAUUACAAGAAGCAUGGAGAUGCCGCAUUUCGUGCUAAAGAUUUUGAAACAGCAAUCGAAUUUUACACAGAGUUCAUGAGUGGAGCACCAGUGGUAUCACCAACAGUAUUAGCCAGACGGUGUCUAUGUUACCUAAUGAGCUAUAUGUUCCGCGAGGCUCUAAGUGAUGCGAUGCAAGCUCAGGUCGCAUCGCCAGAGUUUUCAAUCGCUCUCUACUUACAAUCGGCUUGUCUUUUAAAGCUUGGAAUGGAGGCUGAAGCUAAAGAAGCUCUUAGACAUGGCUCUUCUCUCGAAGCUUUUUAGAGUUACAGCAACAAGAACAUCAACAACAAAAAAAAAAGCCAGAUUUGUACAGAUUCUUUCUCUGCAUACGUAUACAUAUACGUAUUUAGAAAUGUGAAUACACACAUAGAACUUUUAUACAUGUUUGCUUCUUUGACUUGAUUUGAGAGAAUCUUGGUGUAUCAUCAGUUUUUGUGUGCUAAAACCCGGAUUUUCUUGCCGUUUU
Arabidopsis lyrata subsp. lyrata is the source of this 1725-nucleotide messenger RNA. Its product is annotated as probable serine/threonine-protein kinase At5g41260. NCBI's taxonomy places the organism in Eukaryota, Viridiplantae, Streptophyta, Magnoliopsida, Brassicales, Brassicaceae. The record is from RefSeq and is a predicted model, not a curated record. The coding region runs from base 42 to 1520 and encodes 492 amino acids. Gene Ontology annotation, molecular function: ATP binding; protein binding; protein kinase activity. The transcript has 10 exons. Gene Ontology annotation, biological process: protein phosphorylation; brassinosteroid mediated signaling pathway.